This is a messenger RNA of Fonsecaea multimorphosa CBS 102226, 414 nucleotides long. RefSeq lists its product as uncharacterized. NCBI's taxonomy places the organism in Eukaryota, Fungi, Ascomycota, Eurotiomycetes, Chaetothyriales, Herpotrichiellaceae. The record is from RefSeq and is a predicted model, not a curated record. The coding region runs from base 1 to 414 and encodes 137 amino acids. The transcript has 2 exons.
AUGACCUCUCAUUUGAAUGUUUUCAGGCAACCUCUUGCCUUCUUCUCCAACCGUCCUAUGACUGGAUUCUAUCGAGAUGGCUAUUGUAGGACAGGAGCUGCAGACUUUGGCAACCACGCCGUCGCUGGUGUCGUGACCGAAGAGUUCCUGGACUUUAGUGCUUCGCAAGGAAAUGAUCUGCGGACAGCAGGUCUGACAGGGGGCUGCAAGUGGUGUCUCUGCACGGCGAGAUGGCUGGAGGCGUUCCAAGCGUACAGAGAUGGGAGGAUCGGUAGGAAUGCAGUGCCGAGAGUAGUGUUGGAAGCAACCGAGGACAGUGCCCUGAGACAGGUGGACUUGGAUACGUUUAGGCAAUUUGCGGCCGAACCGCAGACGAACGGUGUGAAUGGUGUCAAUGGCGUGAACGGGCACUGA